AUUUGUUAACAAGAAAAUGUCCAACUCGUUAAACUUGUAAUUACAGCUAAGUGAUCCGAAUCCUACCGCUACAACAACAACAUGUUACUUGAAAAAUAUGUGCAAAGUUAGUUAAAUAUUAUUUAUAUAUAUGUAUACAUAAAUUAUUGAAAAUAUUCACUUUUCGCUCACGGAUUUGUAAUUUUAGCCUCAAAAUUAAACGAUUAUAAAUAUUUAAUUUUUGAGGCCUCCUUCGUUGGGGGACCUAAACUAUACAUUUACCAAAAAUAUUCAACAGAAUAUAACCCACUUUUUAAACAUUUUAUUUUAAAUUAUGGUGGUAUAUCAAAAAUAUCAGAACAAUUUAGAUUUUAGAACGUUUACGUUUCACUUAAAAGACAUGCCAGAUGUGAUACCAACAACAAAAUAAGAAAAAACGUCAACUAAAAAGUGCUGCCAACAUGUCAUUAUUAAAUCACCUACAAAUCAAUUGGUACAACAGUAGCUCUACGUCGAGAUAUUUUUUAUAUGUAUUUCCUAAAAAGUGCUAGCUGAAAAUCAACCUUAACAUAAUCGCCUAAUAAUUAUUAACGAAAUUAUUGGGGGCUAUACGCUAUUGACUUCAGAUCCAUAUAUCGAAACAUGUUAUCGAAUAAAUCGAAUCGUCAGAUCGACCAUCUCUAAAUGUUUUUGUUAGUUAUAAACAGCAAUAUAAAAUAAUGGCGUUUUUGUUAUAGACUUGGAUAUAAAAAUGCAAUUAAAUAUGAGUAUUUCUUCAAUGUAUAUGUUUCAUCUUCAUUUUACAAAAAAUAUGAAAAGAUUUGAUUAAGCAUUAAAUCCCGUGAAAAAAUGGACUACUUGUUUGCUGAUUUAUUAACACGGGAGGAGUUGUUGACCAUUUUAAUAGAGCGGCAGCUGAACUUACCAAAUAUUCAGCAAAUGUCGAAUGAUGAACUAAUGCGUUUAUAUAAAAUAUUUGCGCUACCUUUAGCCCGCAGGGAAAGACAUCGUGGCAGGCGUAAAUUGGAAUAUAAUAAUUCAAGCAGGCAACAUUUAAAAGAUAAUAGUGUGACCUCAAUGGAAACUGAUGAAUCGGAAAAUACUCAACUAUCUGAAACAUCUAACGAAUCGACUUCCAGAAAAUCCAUUACAUGUGAGAAAAGGAUAUGUGGUUACAAACAUCUUCACCCUUUCACUGAUGAAUAUUUGAGUAUAGCAACAAAACGCAUUAAAAUAGCGUGGUCUUGAAGGUUCUUGAAUUACGAAAGAACAGAUAUAAUAAUGUAUUUUAUACUAGAAAUAGUAACAAGACUUUUCUUAUUUGUCACAAAUUAAUUUUAAAAUUUUGAAACUACGACAUCACGAAAGUAAGAAUUAAACAUUAGGGUCAUAAAUAAAUAUAUGUAGUAUAUGCCAAAUUACUAUAUACAUAAAAUUGUCCAAAUACAUUUGUAUAUGGACAAAUACGAGUAUGUAUGUACAUACGUAUAUGUCCGGUCCCUAGGUUAUUGAAAUUUAGUUUGUUUCAGAUAAAACACCUUAAAAUAAUAUAAUAAAAUAAAUAUUUAUUUGCACAUCAUCUUUAUACAUAUACAUAAUUAUGAACAUUCGUGUAAAUAUAUCCUUUUUGUGAUGGUAUCAAUACAAUUUAUGCAAAGGUAACAUUUUUCACCUCUACAUCUUUUGCUUAUAGUGUCUCGAUAAAAGGCAAUUCAUAUAUAAAUUGAUCUUCGAUAAAAUUAACAAAAACGUUGGAUCGAAACAUUAUACACUCAUGCUAACGCAGUUAUAUUUUUAUAAAUAAAUAUUAUAUUAUGUAAGUACAUGCGGAAAAUAUUAUAUUAGUGCUAGAAAUAUUUUUAUUUUUACAUAUAUACCGAUAUAUGUAUGAACAUAUGUAUUUCUGUAAACAGUGGGCUCGAUAAGUAAAGAUAGAAAGCACCCUAACAGGGUGCAUUAAGUUUGCAACACCUCUACGGAAAGACGAUUUAAAAUAUAUAUAUACAUAUAUAUCUGAUCAGCGUGAUAAGGUCGGUCGAUUUAGUCAAGUUCGUCUGUCCGUACGCGAACUAGUCGCUCAAUUUUUAAGAUAUCGAUCUGAAAUUUUGCACACGUCCUUUUCUUUCCGCCGAUCGCAACGAUCCAUUCUCCGAACAAAUUCUUCAGAU
Molecule: messenger RNA, 2147 nt
Organism: Bactrocera oleae (olive fruit fly)
Lineage: Eukaryota; Metazoa; Arthropoda; Insecta; Diptera; Tephritidae
Source: RefSeq, a predicted model, not a curated record